Lymnaea stagnalis (great pond snail) is the source of this 983-nucleotide messenger RNA. The record is from the annotation of a GenBank genome assembly. Lineage: Eukaryota; Metazoa; Mollusca; Gastropoda; Lymnaeidae.
AACGUACAGAGAGCUUGGUUGUAUCUGGAGCCUAUAUUCAGCUCAGACGACAUCACCAAGCAACUCCCCACAGAAAGUAAACGCUACAACACGAUGGAGAGGGUCUGGAGGAAAGUCAUGAGGAUGGCAAAAACGGAGCCCCACGUACGAUAACAUUAAGUUCAAAUUUAAUUAUUGUUAUCAUGUGGAUUUUAGCCCACCGGUCAUCCAAGACCGAGACGGAUCGACGAUGUAGAGAAGGAUUUACAAAAAAUGGGGGUUGGCGCAUGGAGGCGGAAAGCCAUGGAUCGUUCCGAAUGGAAGGAUGUGGUGGAGCAGGCCAUGGGCUGUAGCGCCACUGAUGAUGAUGUGCAUUUUAGACCUGAGGAUAGUGUAAUAUAUUUAUGAGAUGGAGAGGGAUGAGGCUUUAAAAACAAAAAUGGUAAUCUUGCCAUCUAUAAACAUUUACAUCCAUAGCAAUAAUGUUUGCUGAAUGUCUCACCUGUCUUUCAAUAGCCCCACCCUUUGGCAAGCUUCUAGAUCAGUGGUUCUCAACCUUCCUAAUGCCGUGACCCUUUAAUACAGUUCCUCAAGUUGUGGUGACCCCCCAACCAUAAAUUUAUUUUCGUUUUUACUUCAUAAAUAAGUGGUUUCCGAUGGUCUUAGGCGACCUCUGUGGGGGUCAUUCGACCCCCAAAGGGGUUGCGACCGACAAGUUGAGAACCGCUGUUCUAGAAGUUGAGAACCGCUGCUCUAGAAGUUGAGAACCGCUGUUCUAGAUAUUGGGUAUUUGAAACUGGCCACCAUAUUUUGAGGAGUUUUAAUGAUUUUGUGGGUUUUAACACCGCUCCAGUUGAACACAUGAAAUAAGUUUGUAUAUUUAGAUUAAACAGUUACUGAAUGAGACAAUAUUUGAUUUUUUCUUUCAUAAGGUGAUCGUAAUUUGCCCUGAUGAUAACAUGCUCACAGACCUGAAGAAAUGCAGUGAGCUGCUGGAUCACGUA